This is a messenger RNA of Sphaeramia orbicularis (orbiculate cardinalfish), 1004 nucleotides long. Its product is annotated as low affinity immunoglobulin epsilon Fc receptor-like. The coding region runs from base 176 to 970 and encodes 264 amino acids. The transcript has a single exon. The record is from RefSeq and is a predicted model, not a curated record. Lineage: Eukaryota; Metazoa; Chordata; Actinopteri; Kurtiformes; Apogonidae.
CAGUCCUGUCUCUACGUUUUCUCUUUCGACUCUUAGAUGUGAAUCUCCUGAUGAGGGGUCAGCAACCAUUGUGCCACAAGCUCAAGAUGAAAACAACACUGGAGAGAUCUCAAAUAGCUUCCCCAAUAGACUUCGAUCCAGUUGGCAAACUAUUUCGAUUGUAAUUUUGAUAGUGAUGUUUGGUGUGAUAUGCUUCCCCAAAAUCCUUAUCAACAAAGGAAACUGUUCAAUUUAUGAAGAAGAGGGCAGACAGCUGAACACGGCGCUGAAACUGUCCAUGGGCAAGAUCGCACAAUUACAAGAGGAGAAGAAACAGUUAAAUGCAAUUCUUAAUUCAACCCUGCAAAACUUCAGAAUUGUUGCAGACGAGAACAAACAGCUGAAUGCACAACUGACUAAAUCCAUGCAGCUACAAGAAAGAACUCAACGCCAGCAUUCAAUCCUGUUCUCAAACAGACUGUCCUUCCUCUGGACACUUUGCGACAAUGACACACUUCAGUGUUCGCGCUGCCUGCCUGGCUGGGUAGAGCAUGCAUCACGCUGCUUUUUCUUGUCCAACAGAACAAAAACCUGGGAAGACGCUCGUGUUGAAUGUAUUAAAAUGGGGGGUGACCUAGCUAUCGUCCAGAAUACUGAAGACCAGGUAUUUUUCACGAGUGUGACUUUUCAGUAUGCACAACAACACACAGACUUCCAUUCAGCAUGGAUUGGGUUGCAAGACUUGGUGAAGGAAGGAGUUUAUGUUUGGAUAAAUGGGAACAAACCCCCACAAGAUUUGACCUACUGGAUGCCUAAUGAGCCCAAUAAUGCUGUGGUCUCCUGGGACACAGAGGGGUCUGGACAGGACUGUGUUGCCAUUGUGCCAUCUAGCAACCACACAGAUGAGAACUGGUUAAACACCUGGGACGACAUUGUAUGUGUUGGCAACCGGCACUACCUGUGUGAAACUGCAGCUCUCACUUUAUUUUGAUUGACAGAAAUGAGAUGUUAACAUCUACAUUUGG